UGAUGACGGGGUCACAGGUGCUGCUAGUGAGCGUCCUCCUCUCCCCCUUCGUGCUCUUCAGUGCCAACAGCAGAAAUGUUCUUCCAGCUUCUAGCAAUAAUGAAAGCACCCAACCCAUCCGUGUGCUGCGGAGUCUGGAGAGUGUCAUGGAUAAAUACAGGGAGCUGAUCUCCACUUUUAAAACUCAUGGAAAGAUUGAUAAUUCUACAGAGGUGGAGACUACAUUCAUAUAUUCAUGCCUGGAUUUGGACGAGAAGGCGAAGACCAUGGACGUUAUGGUCAAGACGCAGAAGGCUAAAGUCAAAGAAUUGGAAAAGAACUUUUUCGACGUGAAGAAGGAGCUCCGGCAGGAAAUUGUGAAUAACAGACGAAGUGAAGGAAUGUUUUCCCUUCGAAUUUAUGAAAUGCAGCACAAGUUGACUGGCUGGAUAGAUCAAUUAGACGGCAAAACACUCUCUAUCGGGAAAUUAACUCUCCAGGCCUUGCUAAAGUACACUGAGUUCAAAGAUUUAGAGGAAAAGAUUUCCAGAGAGAAGAAUAAAGAAAAGAAAAAUGAUUUAAAAGAACAGCUAACCAAAAAGAAGGAGGAACUUCAGUGGGCUGAACUGAAUCUCCUUGCUGCAGGCAGAUCCUCUAUAUUGGUUAUGCAAAUAAUUACACUGCAGGAGAAGAUUCGUGAGCUGGAGAACGGAGAUGGCAUAGAAGAAGAAAUAGCUGCAAUGAGGCAGGAGCUGAAGAACAAGCUGAAGGAACUGGAGGAGAGUAGUACUGAUGGGAGCUCCACAAUGAUCGCAGAAAUCACUACAUUGCAAAAUGAGAUUUUGCAGAUAUACAUCAGGCUACAGAAAUUCAUACAGGAGUCUAAAGAUACAAUUUCUGAACAAAAAAAACAGUUGGAAGAGAAAAUCAGUCAGCUGAAACAGUUGCGUGAAUCCUCUCAUUCCUCCACAUCUAAACAAAUCAUUAUCAUUGAGAAAGAGAUACGUGAGCUACAGAGCAAAAUAGAAGCUCAACAGACGAUAGUAGAGGACCAGAACAAAGAGCUACAGAAGGUCAUAAAUAACAAAAAUGACCAGUUGAAGGAUAAAGUCACAGAGCUCCAGGAGGUCCACAAUACUGACUAUAAACUCAUUCUGAAGAUCAUCACCCAGCAAUUUCAAAUCAGUGAGAUGCAAGCAACUGAAUGUACUGGACAGACUGAUACAACAACCAUUCUUAUUGACAUCCAGACGCAACUGAAUGCCAAAGAGGAGGAGAUCCUGAAACUUGAAGCCAAGAACAAAAGACUUCAGCAGCAGCUGCAAGACAUGUCUUUCGAGUGCUCAUCGCUGAUGGACAAGGUCAAAAAGCUGGAAGAAUCACUGGAAGAGAAAAUACAAGAGAUAGAGAGUGACCUGAAGCCUCUUCUGGAGCUGGUUGCACUGAAAAUCAAAAUGCAACAGAUCAAAAUGGCCAUCAUUGCAGAGAAAUCUGCCUCCAAUAUCACCGGACUCACACAGCAACUAAAGGAGAAAGAGAGAGAAAUCAAACAGAAGGUUCAAGAGUUAACGGAGGAAGGCUUGGAAGGUUCUGAGGAAGCGGUCAAAAUAAUCACUCUGCUGAUGGAGAUAUGGGAGCUCCAGACCGGCGUUGAGAGCGAGACCACCCUAGACCGCAUUUACAAACUCCAGAAUGAUGUAAAUCGUCUUAUUGUUAGCCUGCAGAGUUCCGCCAAACGCAAGCUAUUGCUGGCAAUCUUGGCAGCGCAGACAGACCAGACCAGGAUCAAAAGACUGAAAAUCAUUAUCAGUCAGAAAUAUGAAGUGGAACUCGCAGCUUUAAACAUCAGACUGGAAAAGGCAGUGCAGGAGCUCAGCUCCAAGACAACAGAGGUGUUAGGCAAGGACAAAACCCUUUCCGAACUUGGAAAUGAGAUGAAAGCUUUGCAGAGUGAAAUCGACAGACUGAAGGAAACAAUUAAUGAACUGAGGAAAACAACUAGUGCCCGGAUUAAAGACCUGGAGGGGCAGCUGAAGAUCAGAGACAGACAGCUGGAGGACAAAACGAAUGAGUUGAAAAUUGCUGAUAAGAAGAGUGGAGAACUUGUUAUCCAAGUAACUGAACUGGUUGAAAAAAUCAAGCAGACGGAGGUUACCACCCAUGAGAAAGACCAGGUGUUGGCUACCAAAAUCUCUAUGCUGGAAGAACGGCUGGAAUUGCAGAUCAAAGAAAACUCUGAUUGCCAAAAGCAGAAUACUGCUCUGCAGCAAGAUCUUGAAAAGUGCUCUAGACUGCAGGAACAAUAUGUUG
Messenger RNA from Sardina pilchardus (European sardine), 2289 nucleotides. Its product is annotated as putative leucine-rich repeat-containing protein DDB_G0290503. NCBI's taxonomy places the organism in Eukaryota, Metazoa, Chordata, Actinopteri, Clupeiformes, Clupeidae. The record is from RefSeq and is a predicted model, not a curated record.